Molecule: messenger RNA, 697 nt
Organism: Schistosoma guineensis
Lineage: Eukaryota; Metazoa; Platyhelminthes; Trematoda; Strigeidida; Schistosomatidae
Source: the annotation of a GenBank genome assembly
GAAGAAGGAGAAGAAGAAGACCAUGUUGUAUCAUUCAAGAUCAAAUUCAUUACAUUCAAUUGUUGAAAUGAUUCUUUCAUUAUUAUUACUAAUAAUCUAUGGAAUUAUUAUCAUUUAUAGUAAACCAUUAGAUAUUGAAUCAGAUACACCAUUAACGAUAAGUUUUAAUCCAUCGUCUAAUCAAGUACAAUUAAAUCAACCAUUAAUAAUACGUUGUGAAGUUCAUUCAUUCAAUAAUAAACAAUUAGAAGUCAAUAAUAAUAAUAAUAUACUUAAUGGUUAUAGUAUGUUCUUUCAAUGUCCUAUAGCCCCAUGGGGUAAAUUUUGUUUUCAUAAUUGUCAAUCUGCAUGUGUCGGCGAAAUACCUAAUCAAUGUCCAUAUGAUAAUGAAUUAAGUCUUAUUAAAUGUCGUACUGCUAUGACUGAACAAGGUUAUUUAUUUUAUGAAUAUACAAUACCAAAUCUAACUGAAACAUGGUUAGGAUUAAACCAUAAUAAUAAUAAUAACACUUCAAUGGAUAAGGAUAAUCAUCGUAAUAAAAUAGAAGGUUUCUCAUGUAAAACAGCUGGAUUAGAAACACCAAGAAUUCCUUUAACUAUAGUUAAACCCAAUGAUAUUCAAUUGAAUAUAAUGGAUCUAUCAAAGACUAAAACAUCAUCAUCAUCAUCAUCAUCAUCAUUAAUUCUCAUUCAAUGA